Messenger RNA from Pelobates cultripes (western spadefoot toad), 8256 nucleotides. The record is from the annotation of a GenBank genome assembly. Lineage: Eukaryota; Metazoa; Chordata; Amphibia; Anura; Pelobatidae.
AUGGAGGGCUUCUUCCUAAUUCCAUCAUUUCAGCCAGGCACUGGAAAGGAAGGUGUCUGUGUCGUUGGUGGAAUGUCUGCAUGGAUUCCUGUGUGUUGUAUUAAUUUUUUGUCUGCACGGUUGGAUAAGAACAUUUGGCACACCGUGUAUAUGGCUAUGCGUCUCCUGAGCAGUAUAUAUGUCUGUAUCCUUUCAGGGUUGGAGCAGAUAUCACGGUUCUCAGAGAGAGGGAGGUGGAAUAUGACAGUGACAGCCCCAGGCACAUAACAGAGGUUCUAAUACGUAAAGUGCCGGACAACCAGCAGGUAAAGGACCGGCCACAUCUGAAAAUGAACUGAUGUCACUCUCUGCCUUCACACUGACUGCAAAGUAGAGUAGUCUCAUUCUGUUGCACUGUGGGUUUAUAAAGAUGCAUGUACCUCCAGCUGUCCCUUCCCUGCAUUGUAUUCUCUGACCUUUUCUGUUCCCCCAGUUCUUGGAUCUGCGGGUUGCUGUGCUUGGUAACGUAGACUCUGGGAAAUCCACACUGCUGGGUGUAUUGACACAGGGUGAAUUAGACAAUGGCCGUGGCCGGGCAAGGCUGAAUCUCUUCCGCCACCUUCACGAAAUCCAAUCUGGGCGGACAUCCAGCAUUAGCUUCGAAAUUUUGGGCUUUAACAGUAAAGGAGAGGUGAGCAGCAAGUGGGUAUGGAUGAAAGGGUGCUUUUAUUCAAGGACACAACUUUCAGCCUUUUCAGCACAUACUGUAAAAGAUAUAGAUAGCUGUAAAGUGUUUUGUGUUUUUGUGUGUGUGAGAUUUGUUUACAAAUAUGUGACCUCUGUCUUUGGACUUAAGAAGAUAAGGUGUAUCCUUGUCAGGAUUCUGUGAGUUGCUUUUGGUCCUAUUCCUUUUUACAGCUUUUCAAGAUUCUGAACUGUGACGCUGUCUCCUGCUGUUCUUUCCAAGACUUUAUGACAUGACCUACUGGUAUUGUAAUCUGACCUCCGUUCUGGGCUGCUACGAACCUGUUACCCCUCCACCUGUCUGGCCCAUGAAAGGACAACUGUCCUCAAACUUCUGGAAUAAAAGGGAAUAAUGACAUGUCACACAUGUCAUGUGUCCUUAAGGGGUUAAGGUCUCUCUGGGCAUAGCUCAUAAAUGUCUUAAGGGUUUUUUUUUUUUAGGUGAUGUGCAUGUCAUGCAAGCAGUAAGACAUGAGCUGCAGCUUACGUUUUUCUGCCAACAAAACAAUAUAUUGCGUACUAGAUGAAUAUUUCGUGUAACUCUUGUCUAAAGAAUAAAAUGCUACACUAUAAAUAAAAAAUGUUCCUCCUCUGUUCUGCAGAUUUACCUCUAUUUAUAGAUAACUACUGAUUCUUAAUAAAUACCCUUUUUGUUUGUAUAUCUCCUAUUUUGAAGCUAGUCAGCUGCUUUUGGUCAUUACAAGCAGUGGCGUACACACAACCCAUGGGGCCUUGGUGCGAAAACUGAUCCGUGGCCCCCCCCACCCCCGCGCACGAUUACUCUGUGCGGGCUGGAGCCGCAACACAUGGCAGCGGGCACCUGAUUGCAGGGCUGCGACCGUGGUAUGUACGCGAGUGCAUGCAGAUACACAUACACUUAAAGGACCACUACAGACACCCAGAUCACAUCAGCUCAAUGAAGUGGUCUGGGUACCAGGUCCCUCUAGUUUUAACCCUGCAGCUGAUUCACUGAGGGUUAAUCCAGCCUCUAGUGGCUGUCUCAUUGACAGCCGCUAGAGGAGCUUUCGCGAUUCUAAGACAAUGAACGUCCAUAGGAAAGCAUUGAGUACUGAUUACAAGUCACAUGUUGCUCUUCAUUGAAAGCAAUUAAUAAUCUGGCAUAUUGGGUCUGUGCGUGUAAUAACCGAACCUGGAACAGUGUGUCUGUGUUCACAUUUGUGGUCCUAGGUUACUAAUAAAUGAUAUACCAGGGAUGAAUCCCUACUAACAGUGCAUACACUUACAAUAAAUAAAUACGUUUCCAUCACACAAACAGCUGAAAUGAUACCGUAGUCCUCACUCACAGUGCUGUAACAGUAUUUUCUCUUCCAGAAGGAAGGGAUAAACCUACGCAUUUAUUUCUCAAUUUUUACAUUUCUUUUAGAUAUUGUACACUUUAACUUAAGACCAGCUGUGUCUGGGAAAGAUUAAUGAAUCUUUGUGUUCACGAGGGCUAUAAAAUGUAUCCCAAACAAGCUAUUUUAUUAUCGUAGGCAUUUCUAACUCCUCUUUAAUAGUCUCUAUCUCCUGGGAACUUUAACAAUUCUUUUGAGAGGAACACUGACUAAAUAGGAAAAAAAAGUAUGUUUAAAAACCGCUUGUAAAAGCUGCAGAUCAUUUGUCUGCAGCCUUUGCAAGCCCUCCCAUUCUAAAAAAAAAAAAAAAAAAACUAGGUCAACCAUGCUUCCAUUUUGGCUACUUUGGCCUUAAAUUUAAAAUUCUAAUCGAAGUCCUAACUAUUCUCAGUUUAGUGAAUAAUCCUACCUGUAUUUAAAUGGCUCUCCUUUCUACAUAUUGAUGAAUAGCCCCCCUCUAUACAGCUCAUGUUUUUGGAAGCCUGUCUGUUACACCUAUGUCACAGGGGCUGGAUUGUAUUAUUCACUGCAUAAAUGGUAUCCUUAGGGAGGAAGUGACUUGUCAUUUAUUAGACUGGAGUAGUUGAGUUGCAUGUCAAACAAAGGCGUAAACUCUGGGUUUUGUACAAACCUGAUUUGUCACCCAAAUAAUGCCAUGAGCAUGUAAUCCUAUAAUAUGGCUUAAAAUAAAGCUGUUUUCUCAUGGUGUGCACAAGAGGGAUGCCCUGCUCCACUGAACGUUUAGAAAUAAUGCAAGUAUGGGACUGGCCUGGAUCUGCUGGAUGUACAUACUGCCUGUUGCAUCCCAGCCUUUGCACAAGUUUCUUUCCAGUUAACAAAUCAUUUUAAAGCUUUGGGAAUUGUAGUGUACGGUCCUGUGUCUGUCUGUUGCUGAGACCUGUAACAACAUAAAUCACUGGCAGAAAAAUCAAGCUCUCUCUUUGACAGUCUUGUGCGUAUCCCAUAAACCCUUGCACAACAAAUUUUCCAUGCUACGUUAUUCUGUAGUCAUUGGUACUUUGCAUUCAUAAAUUGCUUUGCAGGUAAAUUGCAGCAAUCUGGUAUGUUUUUUUUUUUUUGUUAACUUGCUUAGCACCUCCUUUAUAUUUGUCUUUAGUCUUGGCGAUCAAGUAAAAAAUAUCCUACAACGAAAAAAGCACUAUGUUAAAGAAAUGUUCGUAGUCCACUAUUUGGUUUGGGGUUCCCACCCCAGUCUGAGGUUUGCGCAAUGAGUGUGCCAUGAGCUGCACUCGAGCCAGUGGACCUAAAGGACUUUCUGUUGUAGUCGUGAGUGUGUCCCUAUGUGUCUGGGCCUGUGGGGUGAGGAUGUGUACAUAGCUGUAAGGAAAGCAUAUUCAUUGUAACACACAGUAAUCUCGCAUGGACUGAAUGACCGUACACCAAAAUAGACAAAAUUCUCUGUUGUGAUUGUAGCAAGCUUUUUUACAUUAAUUUGUAACGCUACAAUUCUUUGGCAUUCUGUGUGAGGCGCUCUCUGUAUUGUGUGAAAGGCUUCUGUGCGAUGUUUAAAGGCAGCUUGUGGUUACAAUGUUAAUUUAGUCGGCUAAAACAAUUCAGAUGACUAAACUACGAUUAAAACUGCUAUAUUAGUCUAAAGGACUAUGACUAAAACUAAAUUGAAAUUUGCUGCCAAAAUUAACACUGCACAAAAUGGCUGUUGAAGGGGCAAAAGAGACAGACCAGCUGGGGAGAGAGACACCUAGAGGGGCUGAGGAAGGGACAAAAGAGACAGGGGCUUUAACUAAACCCAUUAGAUUUUAGUUGAGUUGACUAAAACUAAAACAAUUCAGAUGACUAAACUACGACUAAAACGAAGUUGAAAUUUGCUGCCAAAAUUUACACUGUGCUGUUAGGCCUAUCUUUUCAUUCAGACAUCUAGUCCACGUAUGUGUUGAAUAUCAUGGGAGUGUUGGUUUAACCAAUAUCAAUUGUAUCCUCUCUCACCGGAUGAGUGGCAGUCUGGGUAACUAGCAGGUUUAGCCAGGACUGACUCCUCAGAGCUAGAUUAAAUUCUUAUUGGUCUUCUGGGAUGACCAUUUAGGAUUGGUGGAUUGGGAAACUAUGGACAGUGUGCACUGCUUACUGGUGAUUGGUUGAAUAACUCACUGAUACCUGUCCUCCCCUCUUACCUGUGACAGGUGGUGAAUUACAGUGAAUCUCGCACGGCAGAGCAGAUCUGUGAAACUGCCUCCAAGAUGAUCACAUUCAUAGACUUAGCUGGUCACCACAAGUACUUGAAAACGACCAUCUUUGGUCUCACCAGUUACUGUCCUGACUUUGCCAUGCUGGUGGUGAGCGCCAACACUGGUAUUGGUAAGUGUUGUUGCCACAGAUCCCAGCUGAUGCUGUAACAAUAGCAGAUUCCUUCCCUCUCCUGGGAGUUGAGGUAUCGGCAAGACUUGGCGAUAUGGCGGAUUCCUGGGUCCUCUCUCACUAACAUCAAAUACUGGGCUACCCCCCUCUGACUAACCUCAAAUACUGGGCUAGCCUCCUCUCACUAACUCAAAUACUGGGCUACCCCCCUCUCACUAACCUCAAAUACUGGGCUACCCCCCUCUCACUAACCUCAAAUACUGGGCUACCCCCCUCUCACUAACCUCAAAUACUGGGCUACCCCCCUCUCACUAACCUCAAAUACUGGGCUACCCCCCUCUCACUAACCUCAAAUACUGGGCUAGCCUCCUCUCCCCAACAUCAAAUACUGGGCUAGCCUCCUCUCCCCAACAUCAAAUACUGGGCUAGCCUCCUCUCCCCAAGAUAUAAUACUGUACCCUCCCCUUCCUUCUAACCCCGCCCAGACUUUCUGUGGCUGUCCAAUGCAGCUCAAUGAGAAGUCUUUGCACGGCAGGUGCUCUGGGCAGUUUCUGCCUCUUGGGUUUAUGCCUACUGCGCUGAACAAACCAGGAAGUAACAGGACCUGUUAUCUGAUUGAAAGCCAGGGGGUGUAACCAGUAUUAUUUAGAAAAGUGUAAAUUUCAAUUGGAAUCUGCUCUUUUUUGCAAAAAAAAAAAAAGACACACUUUUCACUCCAAGCUUUUCAGCAAAAUAAAAGUAAAUGUAGAAAUCCACAGUUCUGUGUCAUGCAACUGGGCGACUCCACAGUAAUAACUGAUUUUCAAUCUUCUAUUUAUUGAAUAAAUUCCAGAGAGUGAUUUUUUUUUUCCCAAACUGUUCUGGCUGCCUCUAGGUUCCUGUUAGCUUCUCGUCGUAAACUGUAAAUUCCUUUAUCUGGUUGUUUCAUGGUGAUUGCUGUCAUGGCUCAGUCCACAUCUUCAUAUAAAUGGUUUUUAAGGUGUGUAAUGAAACCAUUUCUGUAUUCGCCUGUGAAAUGAUUUAGGGUAUGAGACCCCACAGGAGUGUGUGGUUUUUUUUUUUAAUUUAUUUUUUUUAAUUUUUUUUUAUUUUGGAUUAGUGACCUGGGCAUCACUGAUGUCUCAUUUUUCCCUGCAGCAGGCACCACAAGGGAGCACCUGGGUCUGGCCAUGGCGCUGAAAGUUCCUUUCUUCCUGGUGGUCAGUAAAGUGGAUUUGUGCUCAUCAUCCACUGUAGAACGAACACUUAGACAGCUGGAGCGGACACUCAAGCAGCCUGGUUGUAACAAGGUGCCAUUCAUGGUGCGCUCAGAGGAUGAUGCCGUAACUGCAGCCCAGCAGUUUGCACAAUCACCAAAGUAAGGGGUGCAGUAAUCCUUGGGGGAUCCACUCGUAAAUCUCACAGCAAUACCUAGGCUUCCUAGAGGUUUGCUCUCUGUCUCUGGCAGGUUGUGUCCCGAUACCCUCUGCUUCCUUUAGCGUUCAACUCAGUGGCCACUGCACUGUACAUUGUGAUCCUGAAUAGCAUUUCCACUGUUCUGUGUGCCCCCCCAAAUACCUUUUUAUUUCCCUUUAUUAUAGCAUCACACCGAUCUUCGCCCUGUCCAGUGUUUCUGGGGAAUCUUUGGAACUCCUCAAAGUCUUCCUGAAUAUUCUGCCCCCCCUCACUAAUAGCCACGAACAGGAAGAACUGAUGCAGCAGCUACCGGAGUUUCAGGUGGGUCUUGGGUCAUCUGAGGAUGUUUAGUUUCUGUUUAGUCUGGCAGCUGAAAACCCCUUUCUUCUUGCAGGUUGAUGAAAUAUAUUCUGUGCCUGAAGUAGGAACCGUUGUGGGAGGAACACUGUACAGGUGGGGGCCCUCUGACAAUCUCCAAAUUAGGGAAUUGAAAUCGGAAUAGUGGUCAUAUCUAGAAAGGAUUACAGGAGUUAGUUGGGGGCUGAGAGGUACAGUGUAAGGUAGGAUUACAGGAGCUAGUUUAGGGGUGUAUAGGAGGGUUACAAGAGUUAUUAUGGAGGUGAGAGCGACCGUGUAUGGGAGGAUGACCGCAGUUAGUGUCGGAGGUGAAAAGGACCAAGUAAGGUAGGGGUACAGGAGUUGGUGUGAGGGUCAGUGGGGCUGUGUAUGGUAGUCUUACAGGAGUUAGUGUGAGGGUCAGUGGGGCUGUGUAUGGUAGUCUUACAGGAGUUGGUGUGAGGGUCAGUGGGGCUGUGUAUGGUAGUCUUACAGGAGUUAGUGUGAGGGUCAGUGGGGCUGUGUAUGGUAGUCUUACAGGAGUUAGUGUGAGGGUCAGUGAGACUGUGUAUGGUAGUCUUACAGGAGUUAGUGUGAGGGUCAGUGAGACUGUGUAUGGUAGUCUUACAGGAGUUAGUGUGAGGGUCAGUGGGACUGUGUAUGGUAGUCUUACAGGAGUUAGUGUGAGGGUCAGUGGGACUGUGUAUGGUGCGGUUACAGGAAUUAGUGGGAGGGUCAGUGGGACUGUGUAUGGUGCGGUUACAGGAAUUAGUGGGAGGGUCAGUGGGACUGUGUGGUGCGGUUACAGGAAUUAGUGGGAGGGUCAGUGGGACUGUGUGUAUGGUAGUGUUACAGGAAUUAGUGGGAGGGUCAGUGGGACUGUGUAUGGUAGUGUUACAGGAGUUAGUGGGAGGGUCAGUGGGACUGUGUGUAUGGUACGGUUACAGGAGUUAGUGGGAGGGUCAGUGGGACUGUGUAUGGUAGUGUUACAGGAGUUAGUGGGAGGGUCAGUGGGACUGUGUGUAUGGUACGGUUACAGGAGUUAGUGGGAGGGUCAGUGGGACUGUGUGUAUGGUACGGUUACAGGAGUUAAUGGGUGGGUGAGAGGGACAGAGUAAGAGAGGAUGACCGCAGUUUGUGUCGGAGGUGAAAGGGAAUGACAGGAAUUAGUGUCAGAGGUGAAAGGGACUGAGUUAGGUAGGGUUACAGGAGUUAGUGUGGGGGUGUGUAAGGGAGGGCUCCAGGAAUUUGCAUUGAUGGGUGUGAUUGUAGGGAAGUAGAGCUCAUGAUAUAAUCCAGAUUGUACAGGCCAAGUUGUGGAAGCAGGCCUGCUGAGUGUUGUGGUUUGUUUCUUUGUAGUGGUGUCUGUAAAGAAGGGGAACGCCUGGUGGUCGGCCCCACAGAUGGAGGGGGCUUCCUGCCGCUGAAAGUGUGUAGUAUACAGAGGAAUCGUUCUGCAUGUCGUGUGCUGCGUGCUGGACAGGCUGCAACACUUGCAUUGGGAGCGUUUGACCGUUCGCUCCUACGGAAGGUGAGUAUAUGAACCCCUUAACUGAUACAGAAAGGGGUUCUAGGUCAGUCCACUUGACCUCAAAUGGUUGGAUUAUUGGCAAAACCUGGGCUGAGGGAACAUGAGGACAUGGCUGUUCUGAAAAUCAGGCCCUACGGUUUCAGUCUGUAUCUUAUGUGCUUGCUCUCUGCAGGGCAUGGUGAUGGUUAGUCCGGAGAUGCUGCCCACUGUGUGCUGGGUGUUUGAGGCUGAGAUUGUGCUGCUGUUUCAUGCCACUUCAUGUCGCCGUGGAGUGCAGGUCACAGUGCACGUGGGAAAUGUCAGACAAACGGCUGUCCUGGAGCAUAUACAUGGCAAGGUGAGAAGACACGGACACAUGCUUUCUCUACUUUUUUUCCUACCCACUCUUUUCUUAUUCUUUUCUUGUGUCUCCUGUAGGAUGAACUGCGGACUGGGGAGAAAGCUGUUGUACGUUUCCGAUUUAUUAAACACCCGGAAUACUUAAAAAUUGGGACAAAACUCCUAUUCAGAGAGGGCGUAACUAAGGGUAUUGGACAUGUGUGCAGUCUGCAGGUUAUUGCCACGGAGACCGGUGGCCUCUGA